This is a messenger RNA of Rubroshorea leprosula, 962 nucleotides long. The record is from the annotation of a GenBank genome assembly. Lineage: Eukaryota; Viridiplantae; Streptophyta; Magnoliopsida; Malvales; Dipterocarpaceae.
GCAGCUCACGAAAAAGAAGCCCAAGCAUCAACUUCCAUUUCUUGAAAAAAAAUUAGCAAAAGCUUAAAUUUUUCCCUUCUAUUCUUGUUAAAGAGCAAAAUUAGGACUUAGAAAUCUUUCCCCCCUGUAGAAAAAUUUCAGAUCUGCUCUGUUUCUCCCCUUUUGUCUGUCCGCUGUUCUGCUGGGUGUGAAUCCUUCGGGAUUUUCGUUUUCAUGAUUUCUUCUCCAGUCUCCGUCGGCCUCCAUAACCGCCAGCUCCAGUUUUGGUUGCUGGAAAAAUUCUGGUUCUUGAUCCUUGGGGCACUUUAGUAGGUGGAUUGAGUCUUCGGUUUUAUGCGAGUGAGAAAGCGAAGUCAAGGACAGGAAAAAACAAGGGGAGUGACGAGUUAAAAGGCUAGCCAUCUUGUAAAUUGAACAUAAAUUUUAGAUACAAAUCAUGAUCUUGAUCAAAAAUAGAGGUAGAAGUGGAAUUUACGUCAUCUGUGAUAUCAUUUGCCACGAGACAUAUAUGAGCUUCCAUGUCACUUUCUUCUUUACUAGAAGAUGAGUCCUUACUACAACUCCAUCUCCCCAAAGCCCCCAAGCUGCCGACUUCCAUACUUGAAAGAAAAAUCGAAAUUCCAGAUCUGCUCUGCGUCUUCCUCCCUUUGCCGUCCGCGAGCUGCAGCUUGUGCGAAUUUCUGGGCAUUUUUCUGAUUCUUGAUCGUUCUGUCAGUUUAGCACUGAGAUCGAGUCUUCGGCUUUAUGCGAUUGAGGAAGCGAAACCGAGGAUGGGGAAAUCACGGGAAGUGACGAGUUAAAAGGCUAGUCAUUUCGAAAUUGAUAUAGAUUUUAGAAAUAAAUCAUGCUUUUGUAAGAUAUAUUUUACCUUGAAUUUAUGAGAUCAAAACAGAUUUUGGUCAUUAGAUCAAUUACUUGGAUUUAAGCCAUGUUGGAUAUAGAAAUAAAUUGAGAUGUUUGAU